Messenger RNA from Nicrophorus vespilloides, 373 nucleotides. RefSeq lists its product as uncharacterized. The record is from RefSeq and is a predicted model, not a curated record. The coding region runs from base 15 to 305 and encodes 96 amino acids. The transcript has a single exon. Lineage: Eukaryota; Metazoa; Arthropoda; Insecta; Coleoptera; Silphidae.
UCUUCGGGGAGACAAUGUUGCGACGAAGGAUCGUUGCUAUGACCAACGUCGAGUGCAUGAUCAUUCCGAAAUACUGGUUUCAGCUGAGGAGCAGGGCGCACAUCUGGGUGCAAAUAGCUCACUAUCUGUACACACAUAUACCGACCACCAAAGAUGUUUAUCUCGCGUUUUUGCGGCAGAGGAAGUGGAGGGCUUACAAGAAAGACCUUAUAACGUCGCUCUCUCCGAAGAUACCGUGCAACACCAUACACAACGUCCCGUACUCAGUUAGAAUUAUCGAGGAUUUCGAUUACGAAAGAAAAUAAAUAUUUUUUACUCAAUUCUCAUGAUAUUUCUCGAUUCAUUAUCUUCUUUAAUUCAUAUAAUUAUUUCA